AACGUCACGUGGUAUAUUAGGUUAUAACUUAACCUUACAACUUGUCACAACAAAUAUUUUCAACUUGUUUGCAAAGCUUGCGUUAACAAUAUGGGUAAAAAGAGGAAAUUAAAGGAGUCUAAGAGUGAUGAAUUCGAAUUUGAUCCAGUUCCCAAACACUUAGUUGUGGCUCAUCUGAAAAAUCAAGAAAAACGUCUUAUAAUUAUUCUAGAGGAUGCUAAUCUAGAAACAGUAAAGGUAGGCAACAAGUUUGAGUUAUUAAACUGUGAUGAUCAUGCACAUAUAUUAAAAAGCAACAACAGAGAUCAAGGGUCUUGUAGGCCUGAUAUAACACAUCAGUGUCUACUUAUGCUUUUCGACAGUCCUUUAAACAGAGCUGGUCUUUUGCAAGUGUAUGUGCACACAAGUAAUAAUGUAUUAAUUGAAAUAAAUCCCCAGACAAGAAUACCCAGAACAUUUAAAAGAUUUGCUGGCCUCAUGGUGCAACUACUUCAUAAAUUUUCAAUUAGGGCUGAGGAUGGACCAAAGCUGUUGAAAGUAAUUAAAAACCCAAUCACAGAUCAUUUACCUGCUGGUAUUCAAAAAAUAGCAAUGUCCUUUUCUUCCAAGAAAGUUCAAAAUUGCAGAGAAUUAGUGCCGAAAACAGAAGAUCCUAUUGCUAUUGUUGUAGGGGCUAUGGCAAGGGGCAGUUUAAAUGUGGAUUAUACAGAAGACACUAUUUCAAUAAGUAAUUAUCCAUUAUCUGCUGCCUUAACAUGUUCCAAGUUGUGCUCUGCUUUUGAAGAGUGUUGGAAUGUUAUAUAGUUUUUGACUAGGAUGUGAUGAUUUGUAAUUAUUAUGAUUUGUAUAGACUAUACAUAAUAAAAUAUUAUUUUAUUGAAA
Aethina tumida (small hive beetle) is the source of this 882-nucleotide messenger RNA. Its product is annotated as ribosomal RNA small subunit methyltransferase NEP1. The record is from RefSeq and is a predicted model, not a curated record. Gene Ontology annotation, biological process: rRNA base methylation. Bases 91 to 804 code for a protein of 237 amino acids. Gene Ontology annotation, cellular component: small-subunit processome; nucleolus. Lineage: Eukaryota; Metazoa; Arthropoda; Insecta; Coleoptera; Nitidulidae. The transcript is spliced from 3 exons. Gene Ontology annotation, molecular function: rRNA (pseudouridine) methyltransferase activity; rRNA binding.